AAUCGGUUUGAAGUGAUAGUGUUCGCUAAAUCACAACACAGACCACGAUUCAAAAUGAAAUUGCUGGUGGUGUUUUCCGCUCUUGCCGCUGUGGCGUGCGCAUCUCUGAUCCCGUUGGCGCAGCCGUCGCACUAUGGAGCCGCAUUCGUGACGCACGCCGCUAUUGCUCCUGUCGUUGCCCCCGCUGUGGUCGCCGCGCCCGCCGCCGUCUCUCACCAAUCCCGUGUGGACGUGCGAACCAGCCCUGCUAUUGUCACCGCGCAUAGUGCUUACGCCACCCCUCUCUUGGGACAUUCUGCUCUAGGGUUCGGCCAUGGACACCUGCUGAAGAAGCGCUCUUUGGGUCAUGUCGCUUACGCGGCCCCUGUCAUAACACACGCCGCUCCAGUUAUCGCCGCUGUACCCGCCGCUGUGUCUCACCAAUCCCGUGUGGAUGUGCGAACCAGCCCCGCUAUUGUCACCGCGCACACCGUACCCGUCUUGGCCGCGCACAAUGGUUACGCUGCUCCUCUCUUGGGACACCUGCUGAAGAAGCGCUCCUUGGGACACAUCGCUUACGCAGCCCCGGUCGUAGCACACACCGCUCCAGUGAUCGCCACAGCGCCCGUUGCUGUAUCUCAACAUUCCCGUGUGGAUGUCGUCUCUAGCCCGGCUGUCGUGUCACACACUAUCACCGCGCCCGCCGUAGCGCACACAUUCGUGGCGCCCGUUGUUGCACGCGCCGCCUAUGCGCCUGUCGUGGCUCACGCUAUCACCCCGGCCGCUGUGUCUCAUCAGUCUCGUGUUGAUGUUCGCACCAGACCUGCUGUCGUUUCCCAAUCCGUGGUUGCGGCCCCCAUCCUCGGUGCGCACUCUUCUCUUACCCUUUCAGGCCACGGACAUCUGCUAAAGAAACGUUCUUUGGGUCACAUUAUCACCCCCGUUGCCGUUGCCCACGCUCCCGCAGCUGUCACUCAUCAGUCCCGUGUUGACGUGGUGUCCCGCCCAGCUGUUGUGUCUCACUCCGUGGUGUCCCCUGUGGUGUCGCACGCAGUUCCUGUGGUUCCCCUCGCGCAUUCUGCAUCACGUUUACUCCAUGCCUCCCCCUUAGUGCACAUUAUUAAGAUGUAA
Molecule: messenger RNA, 1110 nt
Organism: Papilio machaon (common yellow swallowtail)
Lineage: Eukaryota; Metazoa; Arthropoda; Insecta; Lepidoptera; Papilionidae
Product: cuticle protein LPCP-23
Exons: 1
Coding region: 55-1110 (351 amino acids)
Source: RefSeq, a predicted model, not a curated record